AUGUCCAAAACCCUUAAGAUUGCCGUUAUUGCCGGCGACGGCAUUGGCAAAGAAGUCAUGCCCUACGGCGUCCGCUGUCUUCAAGCUGCAUCAAAGAAAUACAACCUCUCGCUCGAAUUCACAGAGUUCGACUUUGCAAGCUGCGACUACUACGAAAAACACGGCAAAAUGAUGCCUGAUGACUGGAAGGAUACCCUUACGGCCUUUGACGCAAUCUACUUUGGCGCAGUCGGCAUGCCUGACCAAGUCCCUGACAACGUCAGUCUCUGGGGCAGUCUACUCAAAUUCCGUCGCGAGUUCGACCAGUAUAUCAACCUACGACCGUGUCGUUUGAUGCCGGGUAUUCCCUGUCCACUGGCAGGUCGCAAACCAGGCGAGAUUGACUUUUGGAUCGUGAGGGAGAACACAGAAGGAGAAUACUCCAGCGUUGGCGGAAUCAUGUUUGAAGGUACAGAGCGAGAGACUGUAAUUCAAGAUACCGUUAUGACGCGUGUUGGAGUUGACCGUGUUCUUCGUUACGCGUUUGAUCUUGCGCAAAGUCGACCGAGGAAGAAGUUGACGAGUGCUACCAAGAGCAAUGGUAUUGGCAUCACAAUGCCUUGGUGGGAUAAACGCGUCGUGGAAAUGAGCAAGAACUACUCAGACGUUGCUGUAGAAAAGUAUCACAUUGAUAUUCUAACAGCACACUUCGUCCAACGACCUCAAAUCUUCGACGUCGUUGUUGGUUCUAAUCUCUUUGGCGAUAUCCUGUCUGAUCUCGGCCCGGCCUGCACAGGGACCAUUGGCAUCGCACCGUCAGCCAACAUCAACCCAACAGCGAGUUUCCCAAGUCUAUUCGAGCCAGUUCACGGUAGCGCGCCAGAUAUCUACGGGAAGGGCAUCGCGAACCCUGUGGGUAUGAUCUGGGCUGGACAGAUGAUGCUGUCUCACUUUGGAUACACCGACGCCGCGGAUGGUAUGAUGGCAGCUAUUGAGAAUGUGCUAGCAAGGUCGGAUCCUGCUGUCAUGACUGCUGAUGUAGGUGGAAAGGGAACCACGCAGUCAUUGGGUGAAGCCAUUGAGAAGGAGAUCCUUUCAUCUUAG
Fusarium graminearum PH-1 is the source of this 1083-nucleotide messenger RNA. RefSeq lists its product as uncharacterized. The coding region runs from base 1 to 1083 and encodes 360 amino acids. Lineage: Eukaryota; Fungi; Ascomycota; Sordariomycetes; Hypocreales; Nectriaceae. The record is from RefSeq and is a predicted model, not a curated record. The transcript has a single exon. Gene Ontology annotation, molecular function: magnesium ion binding; oxidoreductase activity, acting on the CH-OH group of donors, NAD or NADP as acceptor; NAD binding.